Messenger RNA from Mytilus trossulus (common blue mussel), 6718 nucleotides. RefSeq names its product FYVE, RhoGEF and PH domain-containing protein 6-like. NCBI's taxonomy places the organism in Eukaryota, Metazoa, Mollusca, Bivalvia, Mytilida, Mytilidae. The transcript is spliced from 23 exons. Gene Ontology annotation, cellular component: cytoplasm. The record is from RefSeq and is a predicted model, not a curated record. Gene Ontology annotation, molecular function: guanyl-nucleotide exchange factor activity; metal ion binding. The coding region runs from base 171 to 5042 and encodes 1623 amino acids.
UAUCUAUGUGACAUCACCGGAAAUACAGGAAUAAUAAAAGAUUCAUUCAAGAAUUUCGAAGAUCCCAAGUAGUUUGAAUAUUCUUUUUGAUAUUAUGCAUAAUAUGAAUUAUAUAUCAUCGCCAGUCCUGACUGUCUAAGCGUGUGAAACCAAAGAAACAUGAAUCAGUCAUGGAAGAUGAGAAUAAUGAUGAAACAGAACAAAGUAAAAUGGUGCAUGCAGAUGCAGAUUGCAAAAGAAAUUCAUUGAUAUCUGGUAAACCAAAGCCUCCAUUACCAAAGAAACCACCAGUGGCAGUGAAACCUAAAGUACUGACAAAAGACAACAGUGAAGAUAAAGGCACAUCAAAGGGCCCACCUCCUUUGCCUAAAACACCUCCAAGGGGAUCAGGUAGCACUGCAGUCAAGAAUGCACUUCGUGUCAAAACAUCUCCAUCACCUGACAGGUCAUGUGACAUAAAAUUGUCCAAUCAUGUAACAGAAUCACUAUUAUCAUCCAAUCUCACAACUGGAACAUUAGAACAACCAGCAUCAUUAUUAACCAAUCAUGUAACAGAGUCAUAUACAGCAGCACUUUCUAGUCAGGUGGAGGGCGAUAAGUUGGAAAAUAUCCCUAUUUCAAAAAAUAUUUCUGAUCCAUAUCAACAAAGAAGUCAUACUCUGGAAAGAACCACUUGCGAACACACAAAAAGUCAAUCUUUUCUAGAUGAAUAUUCAAAUACACUCCCUAAAGGACCCCCUAGAGUUUCACCAAAGCCAAAAAAGAGACCACCUAGUGUAUUACCAAAACCAAGACUUUCAAAAAAUUUAUCAGAAUCGGACAUAAGUAUUAAUACUAGUUUUGAUGAUGGUCACUUAAAUAAUAACAAAUUGGAUACUUCUCAUUCAGAAACCAGUCAAAGAGAUACUUGCACCUGUGGUCAAACGUCAGCUAAUAAUGACCUUAAAGUGAAUGACAAAUCAGGAGACAUAACUCAUGUUAAAGAAAAUGACGAAUGUAAAAACUGUCUGGACACAAAAUUACAAAAUGGUCAUGCUAGACCUCCUCCUAUUUCAUUUGAUAUAAAACAAAAUGAUGCUAAUGAUAAUGUGAUUAGUUCAAAACUUGAAAAUGAACGUGUAUCUUACUGUGCUACUAUGAAUACAAGUAUAGAAGUAAACAAAAGUGAUGAUCUAAAAACUAUAGAAAACUUUAAAGUUAAACAAGAUGAUAAAAACCAUAAAAAGGGAUUAGAUAAUAUAUUAACAACUUCAAAGAUGUGUUCAUCUCUUGAAAAAGACUUAUCAGAAAGUAUAAAUGGAAAUACUGUUGCGACAAAUUUAUCAAUGAAAGACAAAGAUGAAGGAGUAGGCCAGAAUCUUCCUAAUAUUUCAGAACAACAUUCUCACAAGUUUUCUGAGAGCAAGGAAAAUUCGCCUGUUAAAACUGAAGAAAAAAGCAGAGAAAAUUCACCUUUGAGAACUAUUGAAAACAGCAGAGAAAAUUCACCCAUUAAAACUAAAGUAAAUAGCAGAGAAAACUCACCUUUUAGAAUUAAUAAAAACAGCAGAGAAAAUUCACCUAUUAAGAGUAAAGUUAGCAGCAGAGAAAACUCACCUUUUAGAAGUAAAGAAAACCAUAGAGAAAAUUCACCUUCUGAAAGUAAAGAAAACAGUCCUGUUGUAUAUAGGAGAAUUCACAACAAGGAAAGACUUCCUAUAGACACUGACCUACAAAGAACUCCAGCAAAAAGACUUUCUGUGCCCUCACCUGCUCCUAGAAAACCUUCGCCAAAGCCUCGCCCAACUCCUCGAAAAAGGUUGUCAAUAUCAAAGUGUUGUGAUCAAACUGAAGCAGUGACUGAAUACACUGACUGUAUCAGUGCGACAACAAACACUCCAGUUAGUGAAUUGACUAGUCAUGUUUCAGGAUACGAUAGAAAUACUGAAAUGUUAUCUGCAUCUGUAACUAAAGAUUUAAUAAGUGAGCAUUCAGAAAUCUCGAAAUUUGAAGAAAAAGAGAAAUUUCCCAAGCUUUCACCUAGAUCUAUCAAUACUGAACACCUGCUUGCGUUGAAUAGUGUAUCUCCUAGUGAUGACAAUUCUAUGAGUAAUAUUUCUAGUAUAGAAAAUUAUGAUAAAUCAGAAGGCAACAAGACAAAUCAAUUUUCAAAUCAAAAAUUUGCUGGUCAUAAUCGCAUACAACCAGAUGAAUCACAACGAAAAAUGGAUUUUUCACCAAUGACAGAAGAGGCUUUGGGAGAAACAUCUUCAUUACUGGAUGAAAUUGAACAGAUUGUUUCUAGGAGGAUAACUGCUUUAGGAGGACUUUCUACAGAUUUUUCAUUAAAAAAGGCUCAUUCUAUAGAAACAUCCACUCCUGUGCGACCUCCAAGAAGGAAACAAAAAAAUCGUAAAAAAGUUUUAGAUCAGUUUAGUGAAUCGUGUGCAAGUGACACAGACUCAUUAAUUGGUGAUGCUUCCUUUAAAGGUUCAUUUUCUUCGUUAAAUUAUUUAGAUGAUGAUGAUCAAUCAUUCAAAGGUUCCAAUUCAUCAUUAGCAUCAAAUCAAAGUGAAUCAGGAUCUCGGAAACCUUGCCCGCCAAAACCACCUCGUAAAAAACUGCUGAAGUUAAAUAGGAGUCAGUCAGAUGUUAGUGCUUCUAAGUUUCUUGAAAGAAAUAAGGAAAAUGUUCAUCAAAAGGAAACAAAGGAAGAAAAACAAAACAAAAAUGAUGGAAAUUCACCAAACUUGCCCUCAAGAAAAGGCAGGAGUCUCACAGUUGACUUUCAUGUUCCAGCCAAUCAGGAAGCUCUGUUGAGAGAAAUUGAAUUAGCCAAUCAGAGAAAUGAGAAAAUCAAUUCAUCAAAUUCUGAUGGACAAAAAACAAAACCAAGGAGAAAAGCUCCUCCUCCACCUCCUCCUUUAGCCAAGGUCACUGGACCUCAUUCUGAUGAACUGAUACGGGAGGCUGUGUAUGAUGACAUUGAUGAAAAUAAAUCAAGAACAUUGUCUGUUAGUGAUAAGGAUUAUGUGGAAAUACCAGAAGAAUUUUUGGAUCAAUCUAAUGAAAACAACAUUUUUCAAAGGUCAAACAAAUCUGCUUCACCUCCUGAGCUACCGCCAAGGAAUUUAAAUCAAGGAACACCUAUCAACUCUCCACAACUUUCAACCAAAUCAUUUAAUCCUAUGCAGAGCUAUGGGAGAGACAGACCAAUGAGUGAUAUAAGUGUCAACAGUAGUUUGUCUAGUCAGGAGAGUCCCUUACAGGAUGAACUGUCUAGUUCUGAUUCAGAAGGGGAAGAAGGAGAAGACAGGGUUGCUAGAAAGAGGGCAAAGAAGAUAUUGUGUAUUGCUAAGGAGAUUGCAUCAUCAGAACAUGUAUUUGUUGAAGUUCUUAAACUGCUUAAUGUGGAUUUUCGUAUGCACAUUUCCCGAGGUACAGAGAAAGCUGGUAGACCUAUUAUUCCAUCAGAAGUAUUAAAUAGGAUACUCAAGUACCUACCACAGUUACAGAACUUUAAUGAAGAUCUACUACAUGACUUACAGGAGAGAGUCAAUAACUGGGAGAAUUGUAAGAAAGUAGCUGAUAUUUUUGUGAAGAAGGGACCAUUUUUGAAGAUGUAUACAGCAUAUAUCACUGACUUUGAAGAAACUAACAGAGUUUUUGAUGAUGCUAUUAAGAAGAUUCCAACAUUUCAACAAGUGGUCAAGGAAUUUGAGAUGUCUCCAAGAUGUGCUAGUUUGGGAGUGAGGCAUUAUUUACUAAAACCAAUACAGAGAAUCCCACAGUAUAAGCUUUUGUUACAAGAUUAUCUAAAACAUCUAUCACCAGAAUCAGAAGACUAUGAAAACACAAAAAUUGCAUUGCAUAUUGUGAGUGAAGUUGCUGACCAUGCUAACAGCAGUAUGAGACAAGGGGACCAAGUACAAAAAAUGUUAGAAAUACAGAAAAGUUUAGAGGGACAGUUUGAAGUAAUCAAGCCUGGAAGGGAUUUGAUAAAGAAAGGAGAACUCAUGAAAUUGUCCAGAAAAGAAAUGCAACCAAGGAUGUUCUUUUUGUUUAAUGAUGUGCUGUUAUACACUACACCAACACCGACUGGGGGAUACAGACUGAACAAUGUAUUAACAUUGAGUGGUAUGAAGAUAACUUUACCAGCCUCAAAAGAAUAUAAUACAGAAUUUAACAUUGUCACAGUACAAAGAUCAUUUACAGUAGAAGCCAGUUCUGAAAAAGAUAGAGAUGAAUGGGUAACAUCCUUGAAGAAUACCAUAGAUGAUUACACUCAGAGGAAAAAUACCUUUGAAACUGUCAGAGCUGGUAACCAGAUGGAACAAAUAUAUGAAUCUUUUUAUGACAAAGAUUUUGUUCUUGGUUCCAAGGCACCAAUAUGGAUACCCGAUGCUCGUGUAACAAUGUGUAUGUUAUGUACAUGUGAGUUCUCUGUCGCAUGGAGAAGACAUCAUUGUCGAUCUUGUGGAAGAGUGAUUUGCUCAACUUGCUCAGAUAACAGAGCCCCAUUAGAAUACCUAAGAAACAAACCAGCUAGAGUUUGUAAUGAGUGCUUCCACACACUUAAAACAGAUUUUCAAGACAAGGUAGAGACUGGGAAUGUAACUGAAGGUAUGAGAGAGGACAUAGAUGGAUCAGUAUUGAGUCUCAGCAGUAUAAAGGAAAGAUUUCAACAAAUCAGGAGAAGUGCAAGAUUUUCUACUAAAGUCAAAAGACCAAAAAGAUUGAUUGAGGUUCAUGCAAACAAUCUGGACUGUAGUAUGAGUGGAUACCUGAAAGUUCUGAAAGGAAAGAAAUGGAAAAAAUUUUGGUUCUUACUAAAAGAUAAAGUGUUGUAUAAAUUUAAGGCUAGUGAGGAUGUAGCUGCCAAAGAAUCAAUGGCUGUUAUUGGUUAUGAAGUUAUUAAAGUUUCGGAGAAUUUUGAAGGUGUUGCAGCCAAUCUUGUAUUCCAAUUAAGCCAUAAGAAUCAGUCGCCAUUUGUGUUCCAAACAGAUAAUGCAUCUUCUACAGACAGAUGGAUAAAAGCAAUGGAAGAAGCAGUUCAAGGUUAAAGAGUUAUCUCCCAUGGUGAAAAGAUUGUUAAAUCUCAUACGAAAUAUCAAGUUUUUGACCAUCUCAUUUGCCCCUGUCAUAAUUUAUUUUUGUAUUUAUUUAUUAUGUCUAUACAUUAAAGGUGCCAUACAUUUUUAAAUGAAAAUCGUAGUUUUAUAGAUAUUUGGCUUUAUUUUAAAAUAUUAUUUACUGUAGUGUUACAUCCUGGUUUUUUCUUUUCUUUUCUUUGAUUUAACUACUUUCAGUAAGAAUUAUACCUUAAGAAUAAUACCUUAAGAAUUAUACCUUCUAAUAAACACAAGACACAAGUUAGUUGAACUUGUUUGCUUUCUGUUUGUAGUAGUUAUUUUGUAGUUUAAUACAAGGCAUUAAUGCCUUCUACAUUUUCUAUCAGAAUGAGUCAACCCCCCUCAAAGACUCUGUUAUGUUAAUAUAAAUGUUAUUUUCUUUUGUUACUAUAUUUAUAAACAAUGGUUGUAUUAUUGUUUUAGUAGCCCUAUAAUUGGGUUUACUGUUAAUGUGCAAUUUGAUUAAGUUUUUAUCACUUAAAUGUGAUUUUGUUAUACAUAUUAUUACUUACAUACUUUAUCCUGUAUUGAAUCAACAUUCAGAGAUUAAAUUAGAUAUAGAAUGGAAUUACAAGAUACACAUUAUUAUGAAUUAUAGCCACUUAUCAUUUAUUACUAAAUGAGUUUUGAAUUGGUAUAUUAUAAUAAACAAUGCAAUACACGAGGUUUUAUUCGAGGAUUUGUAUAAUUAUAAAUAACUCAUUAUUGGAAAUAAUAUUUAAAUUUACAAUUAAUUAGAUACUGUGAAAAUAUAUAUAUUCAUUAGACACAGUUUAUUUUUUUCUGGAUAAAGUGCAUAUUUUUUUUGCUCCUUAAAAUUUACAAUUUAAACUGAUCACUAGUUAUACUGUAUUAUAAGUGAUUUUCAUAUCAAGAUUAUUUGUUAAGAAUUGCUAUUUAAUCAGCUGCUCUUACAUACUUGCAUUCAUCAUUUAAUUGAAAAUUUGUUGGUAAAGGGCGCUUUAUUUCACUGUUUUGAUGAGCAAUAGAAUCCAUGAAAAUUAGUCAUCUUUGAAUAAUAAUAUUUGCAUCAUACUAUAUUUGGCAGCAGAUAUCUAUUUAUAUAUAACUUCAUAUAAGAUAAAGAGAUAAUGACCAGCUUUAUAAAAAACUAUGUAUGGUUUUUAUCAAAAACCUAAAAAUUUCUAAAAAUGUAUAUUUUUAUAUUGUUUAUUGCAUUACAUCAAAACUUGGUUGUUGCCAUGGAUAUUUUAAAGACAUAAUCAAGAGUUGGUUGCAAACAUAUCCUGGUAAAUAUUUUUUUGAAUUUUCACAAUGCUGUCAAUAAAUCAUGCGUUACCUAUUGCUGAUAUGCGAGAAACAAAAUCAAUCAUGCAUUACCUAUUGCUGAUAUGUGAGAAACAGAUCAUUUUUUUUGGAGCAAGAAAAACAUCCUUGUUUGUCAUUUUAUACAAUGUACCAAAUGUUCAACAAUAUGAGGCAGUCUGUAUACGUCAACUAUCAUUUUUUCUAAAAAAAAAAUUCAAAAUGCUUUUUGUACAUCUCCACAUGAAGUUGUUUGUAUUUAUUGAUUCUGUCUGAUAGUUCUAUGUUACCUAUAUAUUUUGUAUCUGCAGGCCAGAUGCAUUAAAGGAUCUGUCUUUAUA